UUUAAAAUUUUAAUUUAUUUUAUUUCCUUUGAAUCCUUCUCUUAUAUCAUGGCUUCUCUCUGACUCGUCAGGAUCCAAUUGCAUCAGACGUGAACAGACAGAGAGAUCCUCUUCGUUUGAUGCUCUUCAUCUUCUUACUCUAGAGUUCUCUGUAGUGGGUUUUGAGCUUCCUUCUCAAAUCAAUAUCAAACAUGGUUAAUCAAGAACCCAUUACAGCGAUUCUUCAAGAUGAAACGAGAAGAAGCACAAAAUUGGGUUUGGAGAUGAAAAUACAGAACAGGAGAGCAUUGUCUGUAAUUAACCAGAACCUCGUUGUUGCAAAAGCUUAUCCUUGCGUUGUUAACAAGAGAAGAGGCUUGUCUGAAUCUCAAGAAGAGACAAAGAAACUGAAACCAUCAGUUCCAAGCGGGAACGAGUUUGGUGAUUGUAUAUUCAUUGAUGAUGAAGAGGAAGAGGAAGAGGAAGCAGCUACAUUGGACCAAUCUAUGCCAAUGUCAUUAGAGGAACCUUACAUAGAAUCUGAUCCAAUGGAGGAAGAAGUUGAGAUGGAGGAGGAGGAACAAGAACCAGUUUUAGAUAUUGAUGUAGACGAUGCACACAACCCUCUUGCAGUUAUUGAAUACGUCCAAGAUCUACACGAGUUCUACAGAAAAAACGAGAGGUUUAGUUGUGUUCCUCAAGAUUACAUGGCGCAACAGUAUGACAUAACAGACAAAAUGAGAGCUAUACUUAUCGAUUGGCUCAUCGAGGUACAUGAUAAAUUUGAGCUAAUGAACGAGACGUUGUAUCUAACAGUGAACCUUAUAGAUAGAUUUUUAUCAAAGCAAGCUGUUGUAAGAAAGAAGCUUCAGCUUGUUGGUUUAGUUGCCUUGCUCUUAGCUUGCAAGUACGAAGAGGUUUCUGUACCUAUUGUUGAAGAUUUAGUUGUCAUCUCUGACAAAGCCUAUACCAGAAACGAUGUUUUAGAAAUGGAGAAGAUUAUGCUUAAUACUUUGCAAUUCAACAUGUCGUUGCCGACACAAUACCCUUUCUUGAAGAGGUUCCUCAAGGCAGCUCAAUCAGACAAGAAGCUUGAGAUGUUGGCAUCGUUCCUGAUGGAGCUGGCUCUUGUGGACUACGAAAUGCUACGUUAUCCACCAUCGUUACUAGCAGCCAGUGCAGUGUACACAGCUCAAUGUACAAUCCAUGGCUUCAGCGAAUGGAACAGCACUUGUGAAUUCCACAGUCACUACUCUGAGGACCAACUCAGAGAAUGUAGUAGAAGAAUGGUGAGUCUGCAUCAGAAGGCAGCGACUGAUAAACUAACAGGAGUACGUAGAAAAUACAGCUCGUCUAAGUUCGGAUACAUAGCAACAAAGUAUGAAGCUGCUGCUGCACACUUUCUUCUUGUGUCAGAUUCUCCAAAGCUAUAGCAAGCAAGAGAGACCUGACAUUUUUCAUUCUUAAUUUUUAAUUACAAAAAGAAACAACAAUUAAAUAAAUUCAAUUCUUUCUCUGAAUUUUAUUUGUAAUUUGAACUCUUUUUUCCUUUAUUGAUAUCUCAGCAAUAAAAACUCUCUAAUUUUCUGAUAAA
Molecule: messenger RNA, 1573 nt
Organism: Brassica napus (rape)
Lineage: Eukaryota; Viridiplantae; Streptophyta; Magnoliopsida; Brassicales; Brassicaceae
Product: cyclin-B2-2-like
Exons: 8
Coding region: 192-1412 (406 amino acids)
Biological process (GO): regulation of cyclin-dependent protein serine/threonine kinase activity; mitotic cell cycle phase transition
Cellular component (GO): cyclin-dependent protein kinase holoenzyme complex; centrosome; cytoplasm
Molecular function (GO): cyclin-dependent protein serine/threonine kinase regulator activity
Source: RefSeq, a predicted model, not a curated record